Andrographis paniculata is the source of this 2621-nucleotide messenger RNA. RefSeq lists its product as uncharacterized. The record is from RefSeq and is a predicted model, not a curated record. The transcript is spliced from 13 exons. Gene Ontology annotation, molecular function: protein binding. Bases 144 to 2081 code for a protein of 645 amino acids. NCBI's taxonomy places the organism in Eukaryota, Viridiplantae, Streptophyta, Magnoliopsida, Lamiales, Acanthaceae.
UUAGUUGUAGUAUUAUCUUAUUGUUAGCAUUCUUUGUUAGUCCUCCUCGUAUUUUAUAGAAAUAUAUAUUUAAAUAAAUAAAUAAAGAAAAAGGAAUAAAGAGGAGAUUGAGCGGAGCGUUGCGGUGGGUGACCUACGGGGGGAUGUCUCAACCGCAACCUUCCGCCGCCGAUGCCUCGGCCAAGAUGCAGCAGUCGAGGCCGAUUGUUCUGGCCGACCUCAACGUUGACCCGCCGGAAAUGGACGCAUGCGUUUUCUCUUCUUCCUCCUCCUCGCCGAUUCCAGUUUCCAGGACAAAUGUUGAUGAGACUAUUCUAGAAAAAGUGGGUUCUGUGGGAAAAGAUGCUGAGACAUUGGAUGUUGAGGCUUCGCAGCCCAAGAAAGUUGCGAAGAUCCGAUCAAAAUCAUGUAAGUUGGAGUAUCCCCCUGACUGCAAUGGAGCUGAUGUAGAUGACCAAACUAAUCAAGGGGGCAGUUCUCGUGAGGACAAAGUCAGCAGUCUCAAAACUGGUUUGAUACAUGUAGCUCGAAAGAUGCCAAAAAAUAUGCAUGCCCAUUUCAUACUUGGCUUGAUGUACCAGAGAAUGGGUCAACCUCAGAAGGCAAUUUUGGCAUAUGAAAAAGCCGCAGAGAUAUUGCUACGCUCCGAAGAAGAAAUUGACCGACCAGAUUUGCUCUCUGUGGUGCAGCUUCACCAUGCACAGUGUAUACUGUUAGAAAGCUUGGAGAAUUGUAACUCAGAUAAAGAACUGGAACCCCAGGAGCUUGAUGAAGUUUGUUCCAAGCUUAGGGAGUCCAUUGAGUUAGAUGUUAGACAGGCUUCUGUUUGGAACACACUAGGUUCAAUACUUAUUCGAACUGGCCGCUUGCAGAGUGCUAUAUCAUUAUAUUCUUCUUUGCUGGAAAUUGUCCCUGACAACUUGGAUGGCCUUGGAAACCUUGGAGUUGCUUAUUUCCAAAGUGGAUGUUUGGAACUUUCAGAGAAGUGUUUCCAAACUUUGUUACUGAAAGAUCAGAAUCAUCCUGCAGCUUUAAUCAACUAUGCUGCCCUACUUUUGUGUAAAUGUGGUUCUGUUAUUGCAGGUGCUGGAGCUAAUGCUGAUAGUGGGACUUAUUCCAAUCAAGUUGUGGCUGCUAAUGUUGCUAGAGAGUGUUUAUCAGCAGCUGCCAAAGCCUAUCCUCGAGCAGCCCAUAUCUGGACAAAUUUGGCCAAUGCAUAUUACUUGAUUGGUGAUCAUAAAACUUCCAAUAAGUGCUUGGAAAAGGCUGGGAAACUGGAUCCAAAUUGUUUGGCCACACGAUAUGCAGUUGGAGUUCACCGAAUUAGAGAUGCUGAAAGGUCCCAGAAUCCUGAUGAGCAGCUUAUUUGGGCAGGAAAUGAGAUGGCUUCUGUAAUAAGAGAAGGAGAUUCCAUCCUCUCAGAGCCACUAAUAGCAUGGUCAGGUCUUGCAACGGCCCACAAGGCUCAACAUGAGAUUGCAGCAGUAUUUGAGAUUGAUCCAAAGGAAUUACAUGAAGUUAAAGAGCGUGCUAUGUGUAGUCUAAAGCAGGCAGUAGGAGAAGAUCCUGAUGAUGCUGUGCAGUGGCAUCAAUUCGGCCUUCAUUGUCUUUGUACACAGCAGCUCAAACUGUCUCAGACAUAUCUCAAGGCAGCAGUGUCUCGUCAGAAGGACUGUGUCUACGGGUGGUCCAAUCUUGGUAUCUCACUUCAACUUCUGGAGGAAUCUUCUCAAGCAGAAGAAGUAUAUAAGCAUGCGCUGUCUUUAGCUACAGCACAACAGGCACAUUCUAUUUUCUCAAACCUAGGGAAUUUCUAUCGGCAGUUGAGGAAAUAUGAAAAUGCAAAGGCAAUGUUUAGUAAAGCUCUUGAACUGCAGCCUGGUUAUGCUCCAGCAUAUAAUAAUCUUGGUCUCGUGUUUGUAGCCGAGGGUCGUUUUGAAGAAGCUAAGUUCUGCUUUAACAAGGCGAUUGAAUCGGAUCCAUUCUUGGAUGCAGCUAAAUCUAACAUAAUAAAAGUUGCUAGCAGGUGCAAAACUGAUACAAGUUUGCAUUCAGGUUUCAUGUUUGAUUCAAUGAAGUGAAAAUUCAAGGUCUAAAGUAAGGUUAAUGGGGAUGGACAUGCACUGAUCAUCAACGACAAAGCAGGAAGAGAAUUAAUGAGUUAAGGGUCAAAGUGGGUCGCUGUGUUGUGUCUUCUUCAGCAUCCAUAAGUUCCUUAUGUGAAUAGUGGUAGCACGAUUCCAUUUCCCUUUGGCGGCGUGGUGUAUUCUGAUGAACAGCCAGGUCCCAGCUGCUCCUCCCAUCCCAGCAGCAUCUCUGCCUGCCAUGUUUUUGUGAAGAAUGUUGAUUGAGAGGAUGAAAUGUACUUGUUGUAUUUUGGGGUUGAAAGUUGGUUAACACAAAUUGGCAAUUGUUGGGCAAGGAAGGAAGCAGCAAUGUUGUUGGAAGACUAGACUGGCCACCAGCAGCAGUGCAGUUGACAUAAUAGGAUUCUAGAGUCAACCCGUUGGGACUAGACUAAUAAAUGUUGUAAUUUGUGAAAAAGAUGGGAAAAGAUGGAUGGAUGGAUGAUGAUGACUCUUGGUUUGUUCUUGGAAGUAGUCUCUUUCGAUGUGCUGCUA